AUGGAGCAGUACUUCGAGUGUAUGGAGAUCGAGGAUGAUGAAGAGAAGGUGCAGACCGGCACCAUGUACCUCACGGACACCGCCGCUCUAUGGUGGAGGCAUCACUUCACUGGUAGGGGCGCAAAAGCGGUUGACACAUGGGAGGAGUUCAAGAGGCAGUUCUACCCCGAGUGCGUCGAUGACCUCACCAUGAUCAACUUAAGGCACCUGAAGCAGAAGGGCAACAUAAGGGAGUAUGUGAAGGAGUACUCCAACUUGAUGCUAGAGAUCCCAGAGAUGCUGGAGCGGCAACAUGUGUGCUUGUUCAUUGAUAGGUUGCAGUCUUGGGUGGCCAUAGAGCUGAGGAGGAGGGAGCCUAGAGACUUGGCAUCCACAAUGGCUAUAGUAGAGUACCUUAAAGACUUUAGGCGCGAUGAUAAGAGGGCCAUGUCUCCCAGGAGGGACCACGGUAAAGGUUGGGGAGACCGGGGCUCUAAGAAAGGGGGCUCGCCCAAGUCCAGUAAUGAUGAGCAUAGCGAUAAGGAGAGACGCCCACGCCAUGACAAGAGUAAGGACCAUGGAAAGAGGUCUAAGGCUAGUGGCAAAUGA
Messenger RNA from Cornus florida, 588 nucleotides. RefSeq lists its product as uncharacterized. The coding region runs from base 1 to 588 and encodes 195 amino acids. The record is from RefSeq and is a predicted model, not a curated record. The transcript has a single exon. Lineage: Eukaryota; Viridiplantae; Streptophyta; Magnoliopsida; Cornales; Cornaceae.